GCACCUGUAACUGACAUUUUUCAAACACAGCCGGUAACAGUUAGGAGCUGAUUGGCUGGUCCUUCAUCUCCCCCCACUUUAUCUCUUUCCAAGGCAUAGUACAUCUGGCCCUGCAAGCGCUAAGACACCUCCCAGUCUCCGCCCAGGACACCGGCACUUCUCCAAGACACCUCUGAUCCCGCGCGCCUUGAUCACAGCAGCGUUCUGCGUAAUCUCCGUGCAACGCGUGCGCCAUAGGAGACUUUCAGUAUUUUCAUGUACACACAGUAGCACAAAUUUAUCUAAUAAGCAAAGUGCUGACGUCACCUGACGGGAAAUGGAGCCGCAGCUGAUCAAAUACGUCAACACGCUGAACCUGGAGGAAGUGACACCUCGCGCCUCAAAGGGUCCAAAGACCUUCUCAGUGGAAGAUGCAGUUGAGACCAUUGGAUUCGGCCGUUUCCACAUCAUGCUCUUUUUAAUUAUGGGGAGCACUGGGAUUGCGGAAGCCAUGGAGAUUAUGCUGCUGGCUGUCGUGUCCUCGGCCAUUCGCUGUGAGUGGCGUCUUCAGAGCUGGCAGGUGGCGCUGGUGACUACGAUGGUGUUUUUCGGAUACAUGGUGUUCAGCAUCGUUCUGGGGCUCCUCGCAGAUAGAUACGGACGCCUGAAGAUUUUGGUGAUCUCCUUCAUGUGGGGGGCGUACUUCUCAUUGCUCACCUCCUUCGCCCCAUCCUACAGCUGGUUUGUUUUCCUGAGGUGUCUGGUGGGCUGCGGAGUCUCAGGACAUGCCCAGGGACUAAUUAUUAAGACUGAAUUUUUACCAAAGAAGUUCCGUGGAUACAUGCUUCCCCUAUCCCAGAUCUUCUGGCUAGCCGGAUCCCUACUCAUCAUCGGACUGGGAUCGGUGGUGACUCCCACCAUAGGUUGGCGCUGGCUUGUCCGACUGGCUUCCAUCCCUGGCAUCAUUCUUGUCCUUGUAUUCAGGUUCAUUCCCGAAUCCGCGCGAUACAACGUCUCCGUGGGGAAAAACCAGGCAGCAACGGACACCUUGGAAUGGAUUGCGAAGGUAAACCGCUCAAAGAUCCCGGAAGGAACCAUUCAGGAACCAAUGGCGGAAAAUAGAGGCAGAUUCUGUGAUCUCCUAGACCGGAAAUAUUUACGGACAUCAUUGCAAACAUGGGUCAUCUGGUUGGGCAUCGCCUUCGCUUACUACGGAGUGAUCCUGGCCAGCUCGGAGCUCCUGGAGCGGAAUCUGCUGUGUGGAUCGGGUCAGGGGCAGAUGGAGGUGGAUGUGGAGCAGGACAGCAACGGCCCCUGUUUCUGUAACAUGCUGAGCCCCUCCGAUUACCAGACCAUGAUUAUCAGCACGGUGGGGGAGAUAGCCCUGAAUCCUUUUAACAUUCUGGGGAUUAACCUAAUUGGCCGACGUUGGACUCUUGGUUUGACCAUGACCACUACCGGAGUCUUCUUCUUGCUCCUUAUCAUCUGCAUGUCACGCACCGGCCUCAUUGCCAUUCUCUUCUGUCUUCGAGCUCUGGUGUCUGCAAACUUCAAUACCAUCUACAUCUAUACAGCAGAGGUCUACCCAACUGUGAUGCGAGCCAUCGGGAUGGGUACAAGCGGGUCCCUGUGCCGCAUAGGUGCUAUGGCGGCUCCAUUUAUAGCACAGGUCCUCCUAAGUACCUCCAUCACCGCUGGGCUCUGCCUGUUUGCCGGCAUCUGCUUUAUCUGUGCCCUCUCAGCAUUCACCCUACCCAUUGAGACCAAAGGCCGAGCCCUACAGCAAGUCAAGUGAAGGCGCCAUAGAAGAGAAGAUUUUUAUUACAACUGUUAAAGUAAAAUGUUAGUUUUUACUUUGUUAGUUAUACAGAGGACUGUAUUGAACAGUUUAAUAAAAGGCAAGAAAAUGAAAAAAAA
This is a messenger RNA of Pseudophryne corroboree (corroboree frog), 1896 nucleotides long. It is a transcript of the gene SVOPL, whose product is annotated as SVOP like. NCBI's taxonomy places the organism in Eukaryota, Metazoa, Chordata, Amphibia, Anura, Myobatrachidae. The record is from RefSeq and is a predicted model, not a curated record. Gene Ontology annotation, biological process: transmembrane transport. The transcript has 16 exons. Gene Ontology annotation, molecular function: transmembrane transporter activity. Bases 317 to 1774 code for a protein of 485 amino acids. Gene Ontology annotation, cellular component: membrane.